AUUUUUGGUUUUGAUUUUGGUGGCUUGUGACUCCAGCCCGAGUCGUCUGGUGGGGUCGCCCCUCGACGUUUCUCCCGCCGCAGAGGCUCCCGCCCGCGCCCUCGCCUUCGGGAGCGGCAUGGCCAACGCGGGGCUGCAGCUGCUCGGCUUCUCGCUGGCGCUGCUGGGCUGGGUGGGCCUGCUGGUGUGCACCGCCCUCCCGCAGUGGCAGAUGAGCUCGUACGCGGGCGACAACAUCAUCACGGCCCAGGCCAUGUACAAGGGGCUGUGGAUGGAGUGCGUGACGCAGAGCACGGGCAUCAUCAGCUGCAAAAUGUACGAUUCGGUGCUCGCCCUGCCCGCGGCCCAGCAGGCCACCAGGGCUCUGAUGGUGGUGUCCCUCGUGCUGGGCUUCCUAGCCAUGUUCGUGGCCACGAUGGGCAUGAAGUGUACCCGCUGCGGGGGAGAUGACAAGGUGAAAAAGGCCCGUAUAGCCAUGACCGGAGGCAUCAUCUUCAUCGUGGCAGGUCUUGCUGCUUUGAUAGCUUGCUCCUGGAGCGGCCACCAGAUUGUCACAGACUUUUAUAACCCUUUGGUCCCCAUGAAUAUUAAGUAUGAGUUUGGUCCUGCCAUCUUCAUCGGCUGGGCAGGGUCUGCUCUGGUCCUCCUGGGAGGUGCAAUGCUCUCUUGCUCCUGCCCUGGGAGUGAGGGCAAAGCUAGGUAUGGUGCUCCCCGCUCCUACACUAAGCCCAACUCUGCCAAGGAGUAUGUGUGAGCCGGGACUCCAUUGCCCCAGCCUGGCAACCUACACUUGGAAGGACCUGGGGCAGAGCUCGGCCUGUGGGCAGGAUGUGCGGGCGCUGUGGGUCGCUGCAUUCCUGUACACCAUGUACAGUUCCCUGGGGGCUGGGCGGGGGAGAACAGAGGGUGGAUGUGCUUUUUGUACAGUAAUAAAAAGUAUGUUUUGGAAAG
Pipistrellus kuhlii (Kuhl's pipistrelle) is the source of this 951-nucleotide messenger RNA. RefSeq names its product claudin 7 (gene CLDN7). The transcript is spliced from 4 exons. Gene Ontology annotation, cellular component: plasma membrane; bicellular tight junction. NCBI's taxonomy places the organism in Eukaryota, Metazoa, Chordata, Mammalia, Chiroptera, Vespertilionidae. The coding region runs from base 119 to 754 and encodes 211 amino acids. Gene Ontology annotation, molecular function: structural molecule activity. Gene Ontology annotation, biological process: bicellular tight junction assembly; cell adhesion. The record is from RefSeq and is a predicted model, not a curated record.